Molecule: messenger RNA, 990 nt
Organism: Chroicocephalus ridibundus (black-headed gull)
Lineage: Eukaryota; Metazoa; Chordata; Aves; Charadriiformes; Laridae
Product: olfactory receptor 14A16-like
Exons: 1
Coding region: 1-990 (329 amino acids)
Biological process (GO): G protein-coupled receptor signaling pathway
Cellular component (GO): membrane
Molecular function (GO): odorant binding; G protein-coupled receptor activity; olfactory receptor activity
Source: RefSeq, a predicted model, not a curated record
AUGUCCAACAGCAGCUCCAUCACCCAGUUCCUCCUCCUGGCAUUUGCAGACACACGAGAGCUGCAGCUCUUGCACUUCGGGCUCUUCCUGGGCAUCUACCUGGCUGCCCUCCUGGCCAACGGCCUCAUCAUCGCCACCAUCGUCUGUGACCACCGCCUCCACACCCCCAUGUACUUCUUCCUCCUCAACCUUUCUGUUUUUGACCUGGGCUCCAUCUCCACCACUGUCCCCAAAUCUAUGGCCAAUUCCCUCUGGGACACCACGGCCAUCUCCUACAAAGGAUGUGUUGCACAGGUCUUUUUUUUCUUUUUCUGUGCUGCAGCAGAGUUUCAUCUUCUCACUGUCAUGUCCUAUGACCGCUACGUUGCCAUCUGCAAACCCCUGCGCUAUGGGACCCUGAUGGGCAGCAGAGCUUGUGUCCACAUGGCAGCAGCUGCCUGGGGCAGUGGGUUUCUCAAUGCUCUGCUGCACACGGCCAAUACAUUUUCCCUACCCCUCUGCCAGGGCAAUGCUGUGGACCAGUUCUUCUGUGAGAUCCCCCAGAUCCUCAAGCUCUCCUGCUCAGGCUCCUUCCUCAGGAAAGCUGGGCUUCUAAUAUUAAGUUGUUUUUUAGCUUUUGUGUUUUUUGUUUUCAUCAUGCUAUCCUAUGUGCAGAUCUUCAGGGCCGUGCUGAGGAUCCCCUCUCAGCAGGGACGGCACAAAGCCUUUUCCACGUGCCUCCCUCACCUGGCCGUGGUCUCCCUGUUUGUCAGCACAGGCAUCUUUGCCUACCUGAAGCCCCCCUCCAUCUCUUCCCCAGUUCUCAAUCUGGUGGUGGCAGUGCUGUACUCAGUGGUGCCUCCAGCAGUGAACCCCCUCAUCUACAGCAUGAGGAACAAGGAAGUCAAGGAUGUAGUUUUGAAACUAUUUGAAUGGUGUCUACUUCAGAUUAAUAAGGUGCCCAUUAUACCACUACGGCUCCCACUGUAUAUCAGUAAAACCCAGGACUAA